UGAUGUCGGAAUCGCAGUCGAAUCAAUCUACUCCUACUAGACUGGCAAAGAGGUCUAGUCUUGCUUAUGCAUUACAGCCAUUUAAUACGGGUGACAUAAAGGUGUUGCUACUUGAAGGUGUAAACCAAACCGGUGUCAAGAUUCUCUCCAAUGCUGGGUAUCAGGUUGAGACUCAUGCUAAAGCACUUUCUGAAGAUAUUCUUAAAGAAAAGAUCAAGGAUGUUCAUGCCAUUGGAAUCAGGAGCAAGACGCAACUCACUGCCAGUGUUCUCAAAGAAGCUAAAAAACUAAUGGCUAUUGGGUGUUUUUGUAUUGGCACCAACCAGGUGGAUCUGGAAUAUGCUGCAUCGCACGGUAUUACUGUUUUCAACUCGCCUUUUAGUAAUAGUCGCAGUGUUGCUGAAAUGGCCAUUGCCGAGAUCAUUGCUCUUUCACGUCAACUGGGAGAUCGUAAUACUGAAUUGCAUAACGGCGUUUGGAACAAAACAUCCUUGGGUUGCAAGGAAAUCCGAGGAAAGGUGCUCGGUAUCGUUGGUUAUGGCCACAUUGGUAGCCAGUUAUCCGUAUUGGCAGACUCGUUAGGAAUGUCGAUUAUAUUCUAUGAUAUUCUUCAGAUUAUGCCUCUUGGUACUGCAAAGCCAGUUUCUACUUUAAAAGAGCUACUUAACACUGCUGAUUUUGUAACUCUUCAUGUCCCAGAGACUGAUGAAACGCGAAAUAUGAUUGGCGAGCAAGAGCUGAAUCAAAUGCGCAAGGGCACCUAUCUGAUUAAUGCAAGUCGUGGAACCGUAGUGGACAUCCCUGCUUUAAAAACUGCAUUGAUGUCGGGCCAUUUGGCUGGAGCAGCCGUGGAUGUGUAUCCGGUAGAACCAUUCACCAAUGGAAAGAAUUUCAGCUCGGAGCUGAUGGGUUGUCCAAAUACACUGCUUACUCCUCAUAUUGGAGGAUCAACUGAAGAAGCUCAGUUUUCUAUUGGAAGUGAAGUCGGCUCAGCUCUGGCGCGCUUUAUCAAUACUGGAUCUACUCUCGGAGCUGUGAAUUUUCCUGAAGUUGAUAUUCGUCUUUCUGCUGCUGGAUCUUCUACCAUCAGAGUGAUCAAUUGCCACCAUAACGUGCCUGGUGUCCUCAAGCAAAUCAAUCGGAUUCUUUCCGAAUUCAAUAUUGAGAAACAAAUUUGUGACUCCAAGGGAAAUAUUGCAUAUCUUAUUGCAGAUAUUAUAGUGGAUGGCCAGAAUGAUUUGAUCAAGAUCUACGAAAGUGUCAGCAGUAUUCCAGAGAGCAUUGCUACACGUCUGUUGCAUUAGUUCUAUUUAAAUAAAAGAUUGCCAAUCCAAAGCAUUUCCAUAUA
Batrachochytrium dendrobatidis JAM81 is the source of this 1348-nucleotide messenger RNA. RefSeq lists its product as uncharacterized. NCBI's taxonomy places the organism in Eukaryota, Fungi, Chytridiomycota, Chytridiomycetes, Rhizophydiales. The coding region runs from base 3 to 1304 and encodes 433 amino acids. Gene Ontology annotation, molecular function: oxidoreductase activity, acting on the CH-OH group of donors, NAD or NADP as acceptor; NAD binding. The transcript is spliced from 10 exons. The record is from RefSeq and is a predicted model, not a curated record.